This is a messenger RNA of Aspergillus versicolor CBS 583.65, 1839 nucleotides long. RefSeq lists its product as uncharacterized. NCBI's taxonomy places the organism in Eukaryota, Fungi, Ascomycota, Eurotiomycetes, Eurotiales, Aspergillaceae. The record is from RefSeq and is a predicted model, not a curated record. Gene Ontology annotation, molecular function: catalytic activity. The annotation marks the transcript as partial. The transcript has 2 exons.
GUCAAGCAGUGGCCGAUGGAAGUCGUCUUCCACCACCUCGACCUCGAGGAUCAACGCCAAGGGUUACUCAAGGUCAUCCCGAUGGGCAGGGAAGUAUCGACUGUGCAGCCUAACGCAGUCCACCCGGCUCUGCUGGAGGUCUUCGUUCGCGUUGCAGCUCACGGGGUCCAGGUCCAGUUUGCAUUCAGCGGGCAGAUGCAGUCGAGCAGCCGGCGCAGUCUUGCAUGGCUCAAAGGAUACGAACAGGCCCUGACCACUGCAGCCAGUGUGCUUCCUGCCCUGCCGUUUACUCCGACUCCCAGCGACUAUCCGCUCCUGUCGCUUUCCUACGAUGAACUGGAGAGGCUGACCACCGCUCGCCUGCCUGCCCUCGGCGUCGCGAGUGCCAGCGACGUUGAAGACAUGUACCCUUGCGCGCCGAUGCAAGUCGCCAUGCUCCUGAGUCAGACCAAAGCGCCGGAAACUUAUCAAGUGUUCUUCACGUUUGCCGUGCGGGACCCGGCGCGCUCCAAUGGACUUGACGUGGAUGUUGACCGACUGGCUCGAUCGUGGAAGCAGGUGGUGCAGCGUCACGGCAUCCUGCGCACACUCUUUGCUGACAAUAUCUCGCGCGACGAUGUAUUCGACCUGGUUGUGCUCAAGAACGCGCAGCCGGACAUUGAGAUCCUCCAUGCACCAACCGAUGAUGAGGGUAUGGAGAUGCUGGCCCGCUGCGAGCUCCCUCGCUACCACGAGGGCGGGCUCCAGCAUCGCGUCAAGAUGUGCGUGUCGCAGUCGGGCAAGGUGUUCUUCAAACUGUCAAUCAACCACACAAUCGUCGACGCGGCCGCGACCACUCUGAUUCUGCGCGACCUGGCGCUGGCAUAUCAAGGCCGUCUCCCGGCAGGCCCCGGCCCCUCGUACGCCAACUUUGUCCGCUACAUCCAGCAGCACCCGAUCAAGAGGUCUCUUGAGUACUGGAAAUCCGCCCUUGCUGGCCUCGAGGGCUGCCACUUCCCCAUGGAGACUGCCAGCCGUUCCGUGGAAAGGACCACAAGGACCACAAGGACUCUGGAGGUCGACCUGCAAAUCACGUCGGAUCGUCUGCGCGUCUUCUGCCGCAGCGUUGGAGUUACCCUGCCCUCCCUGUUCCAGGCCGUAUGGGCGCUCGUGCUGCAGAGCUACACCUCCAGCGACGAUGUGUGCUUCGGGUUUAUUUCAUCCGGUCGCGAUAUCGCGGUCGACGACGCCGAGGAGACGGUGGGACCGUUUAUCAGCAUGCUCGUCCGCCGCAUGAGGAUUGCCGCCCGCGAGAGUGUCUCGAGCUUCCUGACCGGGGUACAGUCGACGUAUGCCGCCAGCCUCGAGCACCAGCAUUGCCCGCUGGGAGACAUCCAGCACGCCCUGGGCAUCUCCCAGACGGCCCUCUUCAAUUCGAUCAUGUCUGUGCAACGAGAAGGUGCAACCGAUAGCGGGACCGAGGCUCUCCGCUACGAACGUGUUGGGGCGCAGGAUCCUACAGAGUACGAGCUGACCGUGCAUGUGGCCGUUGGCGAGCACCGCUCCUACGUGGGCCUCACGUACUGGGAGUCUCUCAUGUCCGAAUGGCAGGCCCAGAAUGUCGCCAGCACCUUCACCACGAUCCUGCACUCCGUCACAGACCACCCCGGACGGAACCUCGCGUCGGUCGAACGCUUCAGCGACAGAAACCUGGCCCAAGUCGCCGAAUAUAAUGAGGGUAUUGCGCCGCCCCGGGAUGCAGAAGAACACGUGCACAUGCUCGUCGAGCGUCAAGCCAUCAAGAGCCCGCACCAGCCUGCGCUCGCAGCGUGGGACGGGGACUUGACGUAUGCUGAGCUU